GGCAAGCGCCCCUUUCAAAGAUUGGACACAGUGGUAACAAGAGCGUCGCGAUUGGUCGUUCGCCAUGCAGAGGCGGGGCCUGAUUCCUGCAUCUGGGCCUCCGAGACACCGCCAAAGCCAGAGAAGCGGCACCUGGGGGCGAUGGCCACACCAAGCCUUAGGUCCCACGAGAUCCCGGCCCACUCCCAGGAGGCUGGAAACAAGUCCAUUUCCUCAGGGAGCCGCCGAGGCCUUCUUUGGCCCCUCCGAGCCAGGCAGUCUAGAGUUGGCCUGUUUGAGGUCGGUCCAGGACAUGAACUGCAUAGAAUGACACGAAUGAUGCAGGAAGGGCUGUGGGCUGCCACCCAGGUCUCCAAGAACAACCCACCCAUGGGACCUACUACCCAGAAGGAUUACCUGGAAGUCAUGACCCAAGUUCACGAAGAGGGCUUCGAGCUGGGCACCUUGGCUGGCCCGGCUUUUGCACGGCUGAGGCAAUCCAUUGGCCUGACUGAAGAGGACUACCAGGCUACUCUUGGCCCUGGUGAUCCCUACCUUCAAUUCUUCAGCACCUCCAAAAGCAAGGCCAGCUUCUUCCUGACCCACGACCAGCGCUUCUUUGUGAAGACCCAACGGCGCCACGAAGUGCAGGUGCUGCUUGCCCACCUGCCCCGCUACGUGGAGCACCUGCAGCAGUACCCACACUCCCUGCUGGCACGGUUGCUGGGCAUAUACAGUCUGCGGGUAGCUCAGGGGAAAAAGAAGUACUUCAUCAUCAUGCAGUGCAUCUUCUACCCUACCAGCCGCAUCUCUGAGAGGUAUGACAUCAAGGGCUGCAACGUAAGCCGCUGGGUAGAUCCAGCUCCUGAGGGCAGCCCCCUUGUCUUGGUGCUGAAGGACCUCAACUUUCAAGAAAAGACCAUGAGAUUGGGAGCCCAGCGGAGCUGGUUCCUCCGGCAGAUGGAGCUAGACACCGCCUUCCUGCGGGAGGUGAAUGUACUGGAUUACAGCCUCCUGGUGGCCAUCCAGUUUCUCCACGAAGAUGAGAAGGGCGAUCACCACUCCGUCUUCAGCACCUUCAAGUCCAUACAAGGUGCGUCGACGUCGAAGGGAACGGGGGACCAGAACUGCCGGAUACUGCCCGACCUUCCCAAUGCCCUCCAUAUCUUGGACGGGCCAGACCAACGCUAUUUUCUGGGCUUAGUGGAUUUGACUACCGUGUAUGGGUUUCGCAAACGGCUGGAACAUCUGUGGAAGAUGGUACGCUAUCCAGGGCAGAGCGUCUCCACUGUCAGCCCGGCUCACUAUGCCCGUCGCCUCUGUCGGUGGGCAGAGGUGCACACAGAGUGACUCUCACCUGUCUGCCUUCUUCCCUUAUGGACAAUGCGCCCGCAACUAUUCUCCAGCUGUACCCAGGGAGCUAGCCUGCAGUUCAUCCUACCAGCCACCAGAGGGAAGCACCCUCAUAACUAAUGCUGUGAAGACUCAGCCCCAUUCGGUGACGGUGCUGUACCCUGCAUAGAGCAAGGACCCUGACCCCAACCCUUAGCUCAUUUACUAUUAAAAAAUGUUGAUAUUCUCUUUUUACAGA
Molecule: messenger RNA, 1570 nt
Organism: Mus caroli (Ryukyu mouse)
Lineage: Eukaryota; Metazoa; Chordata; Mammalia; Rodentia; Muridae
Gene: Pip5kl1
Product: phosphatidylinositol-4-phosphate 5-kinase like 1
Biological process (GO): phosphatidylinositol phosphate biosynthetic process
Cellular component (GO): plasma membrane
Molecular function (GO): 1-phosphatidylinositol-4-phosphate 5-kinase activity
Source: RefSeq, a predicted model, not a curated record